AUCAUGAAAAGGCUCCAGUAAACCAACCUGAUCACAAACCUCAUACCCAGGUUCCAAGAAGACAGCCACUGAAGAGAAAGAGAACGGGAUUUGUACCUCCAAGGCAAGCCAACAAGCGACCGAGUCCUGAGAAAGAGAAUCCUCCACAGACACAAGAAAUCCAGCAAUUGGCUACUUCGUCAGGGUUCGGAAGUCCCAGAUCUUCACUCUUUAGUGUUCCAGGUAGCAAGACAGAGGUAUCUUCGCCACAGGGUCCAAACAUCUUGAACAUGUAUGGAAGGAGCACGGUCAACGCAAGUCAAAGCAAUUAUGCAGCAUCUGAACUACAACAUACAAUGAGAAGCAAUACCCAAUAUGAUCCUCAACAGCUCAAAGAUGACUUUCAACCGGUAUCACAGGAAUUGAAUGAGGACUACAUGGAUGACGUGACUCUUCCAAGUCAUAAUACAGCCACUAGUUUCUCACCACAUCCUGGAAGUACCGGCAGGACUGUCAUGGGUGUAGAUCCAUGUGAACUUCAAGUCAAAAGUCAACCAGAAAUGGACCUUGACAUGAGAGGUACGUGGGAUGAUCGAGAAGGUGGAAGUGAUCUCUCCAGGACAGAUGUACCUGUCAUGAACAAAUCUUCCUUCUCUACCGAUCCUAGUUCCACAAAUCAGGAUCUAUGGAGAACGUCUUCUGAACAGGACUAUACCAGCUACAGGAAGCACACAGAUCUUUCAGCUAGUUCAGUCAUGCCAGGCACUAACCCGGAUAGUGUGGAGGCUAGGCUGUCAGAAGAAACCAAAGGCAACACUGGGAAUGCUCCAGGAGCUAAAAGAAGCACCUCUAGAAUUCUUGCUUUGCUUGGUAAGGGGAAGAAACCAUUCCAGCCUCCCCUGAAGCAGAAGAUUUCGCAAGGUGGAGUUACUGACACAGUAUUACAUUCAUCUAUAGGUCAUAUGGAGGAUACUAGUUCUCCGACAACCAUCAGACCACAAGCACCAGUAAAUGUCUAUCAGAGUAAUUACCAAGCAAGUGUGAUUUCUUCAGAACCUGUGGCGCUGGAAAAAGAUGUGUUUGAUGAACAUCUGUCUUACAAUACAGAAUCACAUCCUCUUGACAGUCUUCCUAUACAUACUUCUAGAGAAUUUGAUGCAGGUCAUAUGAGAAGAACUGCAGCAUCGAUGAGAACGUCACAACAUCACAGCAUCCCCAGUGAGAAUGAUCUUGUGAGGCUGAAGGCCACUAGUGGUCAAGCAGCCGAAGGUGGUCACAGGGAAGCAGCAGUCUGUGAUGAGUCCAGGGUCUCUCAGGAGAGUCAGGCACCGAGGCAAAACCAGCACAUGAAACAUUGUUUGAAUAAAAGAACAGUCGGCAAUACCAGAGGAAACUUAUCCUCACUGCAUCAUCUACAGCAUGCACACCAGAAUAGAACACAAAGUUUAGUUGGGAUGAGUGGUUCCCAGACACAGUCAGGAGAUGCAGUUUUAAGAGGAGUACCUGGUAGAGAAAGGACGGAAGUGAAGAAGGGGUUCAGGACACCAGUCUCCAUGAUGUCAAAUAUUGGAAUGCGUGGUGACCUCAACUUUCCAGCGGCGGACACGGUACAUAGUGGAUCAGUACGUCAGAGAGAGAUUGUGAUACCAGUCUCCUUUCCUAGUUUGUCAAGUUACAAGCAGAUAAUGACAGAGGCUGUCAAAGAGCAUUUGAACAUCCUCCUCCUCGAGCUCUCUCACCGCUACCACUCCACCAUGGAGAAAGCUGACAUCACGUCUUACACCAAGACCCAUCACGGGGGAAACCCCUCAGAGAGGACCGGUGGUGGAGGGGGGAAUCCCCCAUGCAAGCAUGGCCAACCAGCCAAGAUGGUGUGUGUCAAGAAGGAUGGUCCUAACAAAGGCAGGAUGUUCUACGCCUGCAACAAUCAACGGGAGAAUCAGUGCAAGUUCUUUGUAUGGGCGGAUCAGCAUGCAGCGCAGGCACCACAAACUUCAACUCAACAACCCUCACAGUCCAGAGCUAAGAUUGCUCUUCACAAUGCUGAAAGCAUUGAACAGUUUGCCAGGACCAACCAGGUUCAUCUCUACUGUGAAUGCCAGUUGAGUCGGAGAGGCAGUUUGAAUGAGGGACCCUUGGGAUCAGCGCCGGCUUGGAUUAAGAAGUACAGAGCACAGCGAGUGAACAACACCACCAAAAAGAUGUACAUCAAGUUAGACAGGAAAGAACACUCAUCUACCUAUGCCAAAGAUGACCUGUGGAUCAUCACUCAAGAUUUGACCUUUGACCCAUCAAGUUCCUUUGUUGCCAAGAGCAUGUUCCAUGGACCAUCCUCCACCAGUGAGAUUGAGAUUGAACCGCUGACUGGAUACUCACCCUCAAACUGGUCUACAGACGGUUCAGUGUACGGAAUCUUGGCUUGCAAUGCUAGCUCUGAGUUAACUUGUCUCGGAAACCUACAGGAAUAUGUCACCCCCAGAACAUUCCCCAUCCUGCCCAAUCUCAUCAGUUGUGAACCUGAGAGGAACCCAUCUUCCCUGCAUGGCCCUGCCUUUGUGAAACCAUCAAGGUCACGUCGCCUCAAUCUCCCAGCAUCGCUCAUCACUGAGCUAGUUGAAGAUACCAUUAGAUCGUACCACUUGAAUCCAGACCAGUCAUCAGCUUUACAUCAGGUAGCUGGCAUGGUGGGAGGAGACUAUCCACCUGUUACACUCAUUCACGGUGUGUUUGGUGCUGGUAAGAGCUAUCUGCUGGCUGUCAUGGUCUUGUUCUUGGUCAAGCUUUUCAAGCUCAGCGAGGAGAGUGAGACCACUGGUCAAGAGGGUGGAUGGAAGGUCCUCAUUGCAUCCACCACCAAUGUAGCGGUAGAUAGGAUACUCCUUGGACUUCUUGAGCUAGGAUUUGAGGAUUUCAUUCGUGUUGGCAGCCUGAGAAAAAUAGCUAAACCUGUCCUACCAUACAGUGUCCAUGCCUCAGACAAGGAGAACCAAGAGAUGAAAGAGUUACAGGAGAUGUUAAAGGGAGACCUCACCGUCAACGAGAGGCAGUUUGUGAGGAAGAGCAUUGAGAGACACAGGCUCGGAAAGAACAAGGAGAUGCUCUCCCAGGUCAAGGUCAUUGGGGUCACGUGUGCAGCGUGCAGCUUCCCUUGCAUCAAGAAUCUAACCUUCCCUGUUGUGCUGCUUGAUGAAUGCAGUCAGAUGACCGAGCCAUCAUCCCUCCUCCCAAUGGCCCGGUUUGGAUGUGAGAAGCUUGUUCUGGUCGGAGACCCACAUCAGCUCGACCCUACCAUCCAGGGAUCAGAGUCAGCGCACAAGUCAGGACUUGAACAAACCCUCUUUGAUAGACUUUCACUCAUGGGCUAUGAUCCCAUCAUGCUGAGGACACAGUACCGCUGCCAUCCCUGCAUCAGUAGCCUUGCUAACACACUCUUCUAUGAUGGUCAGCUUUUGGAUGGUGUCAUAGAAGAAGACAGACCUCCUUUACUGCCCAACCUCCCAACCCUGUGCUUCUUCAACAUCUCACACGGUCGUGAGAUGAGUGCGAGGGAUGGUAGCUACUUCAACGACCCCGAGGCAAGCUUUGUGGUGUUUCUCAUCGGCAGCAUGAUGGAGAUGGGGAUUUCCCCUUCUGAUGUAGGGGUCAUCACACUUUACAAGGCUCAAGUCAGCAGGAUCAGAAUGCUGCUACAGACAUCAAGCACCCAGAACAGCAGUGAACUGAAAGCCAUCCAGAUAUCGACAGUCGAUGCUUUCCAAGGAGGGGAGAAGUCCAUCAUCAUCUUGUCUUGUGUAAGGACUCAGAGAGUCGGAUUCAUUGACUCUGACAAACGAACCAAUGUUGCACUGACCAGGUCCAAGAACCAUCUUCUGAUUGUUGGAGGGAUGAAGAUGCUUUCAGAUAACCAGCUCUGGGGAGAGAUUGUCCACAAAUGCCAAGAAAGAUCAGAUGGAAUCCAGGAUUCCAAGGCCUUUCAGAAGCAGUGGGAGGAGAGACUAAGGGAACUGAAACAAGAUGCUGACCUGGAACCGGCAGAGAGACCCAAGAGAACGAGGGGAAAAAGAAGAAAGCUGGAAAGGAGCGAGAGAGAGCAUUCACCAGCCAUGUCACUGGAUAGCAAUGAUGAAGAUUUUGUAAGCAGUGUAUCACCAAGUGUACCUGGAACUAGUAAUGCUUGCAAGCCCACCGUCUUAGAAAUGGACUGUUCUAAGAAGACAUUGCUGCACCCUACAGGAUCACCCAUUUCAUCCAUAGGGGAUGAUGACUUGCCUUGUAUAGAUCUGAGCACCCCGCCUGAAGAUGAGAGACUGAGCAAUGCCAGAUUAAAAAUGGACUGUAUGGCAUCGCCCCGCUCACGAGAAGUCGUAUCUGCAACUAUACCCGUCGCUUUUCAAGUGGACAACACUACAUACUCACCUCAUCCGUAUUCAGAAGGGCAUGACUUGCCCCUAGUUAACCUGGAUACCGUACCAAAAGACAAGGACAUUGGCGAUGCUAAACGGGGCGCAAAUCACGAGGAAUCUUCCGAUUCUGAAGGAGUCGUUUCCCAGGGGAUGAGAGAUCCUCUCGUACAGGAACCCUCAGAAAUGCCAGAUGCCAGUAUCUCCUACUCUCCUCUGGAACACGUGGUAGAUUCAGAUUCAGAAGAGAGCGAUGAGGACCUCCCUAACUUUAACAUUGGGAAUAUCUUAUGAUGAUGCUAGUCUUCUAUGCCAAAAAGGUCAUCACGAAGGUUCAUUGACACAAAGAGUCAAAGACUUAACUCCAUGUUUUGCCAAAACGAGUAUUUGAUAUCAAAAUGUUCAGAAGAAUGUGGGCUUUCCAGG
Molecule: messenger RNA, 4805 nt
Organism: Strongylocentrotus purpuratus (purple sea urchin)
Lineage: Eukaryota; Metazoa; Echinodermata; Echinoidea; Camarodonta; Strongylocentrotidae
Product: protein ZGRF1
Exons: 21
Coding region: 270-4673 (1467 amino acids)
Biological process (GO): double-strand break repair
Cellular component (GO): site of double-strand break; nucleus
Molecular function (GO): helicase activity; zinc ion binding
Source: RefSeq, a predicted model, not a curated record